Molecule: messenger RNA, 926 nt
Organism: Homalodisca vitripennis (glassy-winged sharpshooter)
Lineage: Eukaryota; Metazoa; Arthropoda; Insecta; Hemiptera; Cicadellidae
Product: natterin-1-like
Exons: 5
Coding region: 149-763 (204 amino acids)
Source: RefSeq, a predicted model, not a curated record
CGAAACAUGCAUAUGUAUGAUGAGUCAGACUCGACUAGAGCGAGACGCCCUCUGUGAUAAGAGAAGUUUAGACCUCGGUGUGCACCGUUCAGGCUGCCAGAUCACCGGAGUGUUCACGUAGUGUUGGUGUCCUCGACUGCUUUAUACCAUGUCUGGUUAUGGUUAUGGUGCAGGAGGUUAUGGGCCGCCACCUGGGGGACCAUAUGGGUACCCCCCUCCACCCGGAGGCUACCCCCCUCCACCCGGUGGGUAUCCCCCACCACCUGGACCAUGGAGUCCUCCUAACCAAGGCUACGGUUGGUACCAAUGGGAGAGACCGUCUCACUGCCAAGGCGAAUUCUACUGGAUACACUGUGAGCCCGGGCAGAUCCCUUACAAUGCCGUGCACGCAGGAAGAGACAAGGACGGCGGCCCAUUGUACGCUGGCAGAGCCUACUACGAGGGUGACCUGCUACCAGCUAAGAUAGCUCCGUCACACCACAAGGCCUACGUACCGUACGGAGGCCGUGAACACACAGUGCACGAGUUUGAGGUGUUAAUAAGUCACCAUACAGCUUGGGUGGAGGACUGCCAUGGCAAUGUGCCCCUAGGAGCCAUCGUGAUAGGGCAGACCUGUGAUGGUGAGAACUUGUACAUGGGGCGAGCACAUCAUCAUGGCACGCUUACUCCGGGAAAAAUCCAGCCCAGCCAUGGAUGUCUCUACAUUCCAUACGGUGGAGACGAGAUCAAGUACAAAGAGUACGAAGUACUUAUUCUGAACUAAGUACCGUCAGGCAUAUUCCACAAUUACCAACUACAUGUAAACACCUUAACCCCGUAAUAAUAUUUGUUUGCCUUUGUUUCUGAAUGAAAGUCUAACUUGGAUGUGUUAUUAUUUAAACUAUGAUGCUUUGGAUUAAAUAAAUUUAUAUAUUUGUUCGUGUCAA